UUCUCCCUAUUUUCUUCUCAUUCAAAUGAAGGGUUAACUUUCGACAAAGCUCUGGAACAUCUUUGAUGCCAAAGGUUAUAUAUAUACAACUCGUGCUUUAAAACAUAAUGCUUUUCUUUGUUUUAUCCUCAUGGAUCCAAAAUUGGUAAAAUCUGCUCAAUUGGGAGACACUGACGCACUUAAUGAAUUACUGGAAGGCGAUCCCUUGAUAUUAGACAGAGUUGCUUUAUCUCAGAUUGCAGAAACUCCAUUGCAUAUCGCUACACUUGCAGGGAGAGCCAACUAUGUAAGAGAACUUCUGAGUCUAAAGCCUUCUUUCACAGAGGAGCUGAACAAAGAUGGCUUUACUCCUUUGCACAUAGCAGCAGCCACAGGAAACACUGAGAUAGUGAGAGAGUUAUUAUCGUUGAAGCUUAGGCCUAACCUUUGCCUUCUCAAGGACAAGUUUGGGAUGAACCCACUUCAUCAUGCAGCCAUAAGAGGAAGGGUUGGUGUCAUUCAAGAGUUGGUUUCUUGCUGUCCUGAUGCGGCCAAACAAGUCACUGCUCAAGGUGAGACUGUUUUUCACCUUGCUGUGAAGAAUCACCAGUUUGAAGCACUUAGGGUUUUGGUGAAGCUUUGUGAUGAUGAUGAGAUUAUGACCUCUAAAGACAGAGAUGGAAGAACCGUCCUAGAUAUUGCCAUGGCUACUAAACAACUCCAAGUUCUGGAGUUGUUGGGUUUCAAAGGCAAAACAGACAAAGACAGUACCACCUUAGAGGUCCUCACAGAAAACCACUUAGAGACACCUAAAUCCAUAACACACAAUGGAAAUGCGGACACAGCUCAGACUUCUCAGCAAACAGGAGAGAACUCUAAUAAGGGCAUAUGGGAGAGUUUAGAACAAAUGGUACUAGUUGUGGCCAGUUUAAUAGCUACAGUCACUUACCAAGCUGGCCUUUCACCUCCACAAACAAUCUGGAAGGAAGACAUGAAGAACCAUCCCAAGUGCAUCUUCCACAGAACCAACCAAUCUUAUUCUUGUCCAGAUAUCACUUACUAUCUAUUCAUGUCUUUCAACACAUCUGGGUUUUUCGCUGCUGCCUUCCUCAUAUUCUUCUACAGAAACGGGUCCUAUGUCAGGGUGUUGCUGCCUGUUGCUCUUGUUUCUAUGAUGAUAACUUACAUAACUCUCUCAGUUUCUAUGUCACCUAAUGUUUUGUCCUUGUUCAUUCUUUACCUAAUAACACUGGCCAUUUUCCUUUACUGCAUUCUGGCAAUUGAAAUGGUUAGGAAGCUUAUUCACAAAAUCUUCAAUUAUGCACAUGACAGAGCUAGUAAGCUAGCAAAGCUAGCAUAUGAGAGAUAUAAGUCGGUUGGCAGUUCAGGAGAGCAAGCAUGAGGACUUUGUCCCGUGUGAAAAUUCUUAUACACAUACGAAGGAUAACGUUUGAGGAGUGACUGGAUUUUGUAUGCUGCAGAUUAUGAUUGUACAUCACUAUUACUAUUUGGGGAAGUGUUUGUGUUAAUUUAAGUUUAGCAGCAGGUUUGUUCAUACAAUACAAGCACGAGGACUUUGUCCCAUGUGAGAAUUCUUAUAUACAUACGAAGGAUAACGUUCGACGGGUGACUGAAUUCUAUAUGCUGCAGAUUAUGAUUGUACAUCACCAUUACUAUUUGUGGAAGUGCUUGUGUUAAUUUUAGCAGUAGGAGUGUUCAUACAAUCCUUGUCCCAUGUGAGAAUUCUUGUAUACAUACGAAGGAUAAUAUUUGAUGAGUGACUGAAUUCUAUAUGCUGCAGGUUAUGAUUGUA
Messenger RNA from Prosopis cineraria, 1792 nucleotides. RefSeq names its product protein ACCELERATED CELL DEATH 6-like. The transcript has 2 exons. NCBI's taxonomy places the organism in Eukaryota, Viridiplantae, Streptophyta, Magnoliopsida, Fabales, Fabaceae. Gene Ontology annotation, molecular function: protein binding. The coding region runs from base 131 to 1381 and encodes 416 amino acids. The record is from RefSeq and is a predicted model, not a curated record.